Molecule: messenger RNA, 1026 nt
Organism: Naegleria lovaniensis
Lineage: Eukaryota; Heterolobosea; Eutetramitea; Acrasida; Naegleriidae
Exons: 2
Coding region: 1-1026 (341 amino acids)
Biological process (GO): RNA export from nucleus; transcription-dependent tethering of RNA polymerase II gene DNA at nuclear periphery
Cellular component (GO): nuclear pore
Molecular function (GO): ubiquitin binding; RNA binding
Source: RefSeq, a predicted model, not a curated record
AUGAUGACCUAUAAUUUUAUUCAGGAAGACCAAACAGAUUUUAUGACCAUCUCAACCACCGAUGAUAUGAAUGGUGAGAUUGGUAUGGAUCAAACUCAUGAUUUUAUUGGGAAUGAGGAUGGUAGUGUCAGUAAGGAUGACAACGACGUGAAUGAACCACACACAAGCUCAUGUGCUGAAAAACAAUCCUUUACUCAUUAUUCAAACAAUCAAAACAAGCAAAUUCUCUCGAACAAGAACAUUCUCACUGUUUCGAACAAAAUUAUUGGGGCACAUGCAGAUGCUGUAAACCAUGUCUUUUAUGUGCAAGAAGAAAAAUGCAUUAUUAGUGCAGGAUGGGACGGAUAUGUUAAAAUUUGGGAUCUUACAGAUUCCGACGAGGAUAUGGCCUUAUUAAUGGAGAUUAAUCUUCAUGGUUGCAUCACAGCCAUGGAUGUUAAAUAUCCUCUCAUGAUUGUAUCCAGUCAACCACGUAAUAUUGUAUUGUUUGAUUUACAUCAACCCAACAUUCCUAUGAGAUCUUGGAAGAGUAGUUUGAAAAGUGAGACACAAAAACAUUGUUUGAAAUUAUUCCCAGAUCGUAUUGGUUUUGCAUACAGUACAGUUGAAGGAAGAUGUUCAAUCAGCCACAUCGACAGUGCUCAUGCCUCAUCGAAUUUCAUUUUCAAAUGUCACAGAACUGCUCAAGAUGUUUUCCCACCUAAUUCCAUUGAUUUUAAUCCUGUAUUUGGAACGUUUUCAACCACUGGAGGUGAUAAGAAGGCUUUUUAUUGGGACAAGGACUCUAAACAAAAACUCUAUACCUCAGAGACCUAUCAAAGACAAGUAGGAGUGGGAGUUUUCAAUGAUACUGGAUCACUUUUUGCCUAUGUCAUUCAAUACGACUAUAGCAAAGGAUGUUAUGGAUUGGAUGAAAAUGCUAGUGCUGACCGAGUGGGCAUUGUCAUUCAUCAACCAUCGUCUGAACAUAUCAAGAAUAGAGGCACCCCUCAUUACAAAUCAGCUCUCGUCCAAAAAAACUUGUGA